Molecule: messenger RNA, 2406 nt
Organism: Dictyostelium discoideum AX4
Lineage: Eukaryota; Evosea; Eumycetozoa; Dictyosteliales; Dictyosteliaceae
Gene: gdt7
Exons: 3
Coding region: 1-2406 (801 amino acids)
Cellular component (GO): extracellular region
Source: RefSeq, a predicted model, not a curated record
AUGAUAAAAACAAUCUUAAUUAAAUUAAUAUUAUUAGUGAUAUUUUGUUAUCACUUUUUAUUUGCAGAAGAAGAUGUAAUUAGUACCCCUCCUGGAUAUUAUGAUUUAAUACGUCACAAAAGGGAUCCACCUAUUACAGAAUAUCAAUCAUCUCAAGAUACAGAUUUAUAUUACCCUGAUGUUUGCAGAAAUGCUCUUAGACCUCUUGAUUAUCCUUGGAUUAACGAAUUUGCCCCUAUUUUUUUUCCAGGCUUCAACAUGGGUGGCUUUAAUAGUAUAUUCAUCCCAAAAAAUAGAUCAAUGAUAUUCAGGACUCCAUUUCAAGAUUCAUUAGUAACUUUACAUGUUGUGUGCAUUGAGGGUACCUUUAUUGUUGAAGGGAAUAGAUUUCUUUUUGCUAAUACUAUAAUUGUUCUUCCUGGUGGAAGAUUUGAAAGUACUACAGGAAUAGAAUUUUAUGACGAAAAUGAUUCCGGAGUAUCAUUUUAUCCAGAUUUACCAAAGGAUCCUUCUGGAUUCUUUCCAGGUAUUCUUGUAUUGGGUGGUUCAAUUUCAGUAGUUGGGAAAGAACCAAUAGUAUAUAGAGCAAGCCGUAUUAAUGAUUCAUCGAUAGAGAUAAGUCCACCAGUUCCAGAGAUAAUUAUUUCACCAAACCCAUGGGAUAGAGUUUAUAAGUUAGUUAAAAUAUUUACAGAAUUAUAUCCUCUAGGAUUUUAUUGUAGAUAUAAUACAGAUGAAGUAGGAAAGAUUCUUUCAUUAUCUUCUUAUCUUUUAUACCCUUUCCCACCAGUAUCAGAGAAUGACAAAAUCAUCAGAGUAUUAGUUGAAACUGAUAGACAACAGACUGUGAUCCCAACAAAUAUCUACAAGAGAGAGUAUGCAACCAAAGGUUCAAUUUACAUAACAGGUGGAUCAAAUGCAUAUUUUAAAAAUAUCUUUUUUAAAAAUCUAGGUUUCACCAAAAAUGAACCAUAUAAUGAUACAAAGUUAAUAUUCUCUCCAAAUGAUACCAAUGUAGUAACCGAUAUAAUAAUGGGAACAAAUCAAAAAUUCAGAAGUUCGUUGUAUAUUGAAUCCUCAAAAAAUGUUACAAUAGAAGGUUGUGCAUUUGUUGAAAACGAUCUAACAAGAUCACCAUUGGUUUUCUUUGAUUCGAAUGUAAAAAUAUCAAACAGUUUAAUUUCAAGUAAAUCAGGUUCAAAUAUAAUCGCUCUACAUGGUACUGAUUCAAUUCAAUCUUCAAACAAUUCUUAUUUACUUGAAAAAAUCGAUUUGGCUUCAUGGGAUGUUGAACGAAAUAAUAAUAUUGAUUGUGGUAAUCAAGGUAAUGGUAUUUUUUCAAUUUCUCCAAAUAUAAACUCAAAUGGUGAUUAUUUCUCUGGUCAACAAACUGCAUUCAACUAUUAUUUUAUUCCAAACAACUCUGUAAACUCUAACCAAGAUAAUAGCUCAUUAAAUUCAAGACCAAUUGAAAUUAUUAUUAAAGAUUCAAUGUUCAAUCCAACAGCUUCCAAUGGUUCUUUAAAUAAAUAUUUUUUAAAUAUCAAUACUGAUGGUAAUAAAACAAUAAGUACCUAUUUCACAGUUAGGGAUUUAAAAACUUCACAUGCCAUUAACAUGAAUUUAAACAAUAGUGCUAUUGCCUUUUACAAUUUAAAGGGUGGAGAAGGUUUUAAAAUGGAAGGAAACGUUGAAAGAUUGGAUAUUAUUGGUUCAAUUAUCAAUUCAAAUGGAUCAAUUAAAAACAUUUCAACAUCAACUACAAAUAUCAUUGAUUCUUACAUUUACAGUUCAUCAUCAGAUAUUCAACCAUUCAAUAAUCAAAUCUAUGGUUCACUAAUUACACCCUAUUACUAUAGCGAUUCAAACACUUUAGAUAAAUUUGAAAUAAAAUCAAUACUUCCAAAUGCACCCAUUCAAAUCGUUUCAGGUUCACUUUUUAAUGUCAGUGUCCAAAUUCAAACUUUAUCGUCAUCAGUUUCAAUAGAUAAUAUCUCAUGUAUUUUUACUUCAAGUGUAAUCAAUACAACAGUUGUCCAAGUUAAUUCUAAUUACAGUUGUAUUUUACCACUAAAUAUUACCAAUGAAGAGGGUCCACUCAAUCUUAGAGUCACUUUAGUUAAUAACACAUCACCAUCAUCAGUAUCAUCAGACAAUUAUUUAUAUAUUAUCGAUUUUCCAGAGAUUACAGUAUUUAAUACCUAUGAGUUUUAUUCAGGAUGGUUAAUGGAUAAUUCAAAUUCUAGUCAACAAAUUUCUUUUGGAGGCAAUUCAUUUAAAAAUGGAUGUAAUAAAGUUGAUAGCAAUUGUACAAUAUCACAGAAUUCAAAAUAUUCAACAGUAUUUUCCCAACUUUCAAUAACUUUACCUUCAAAUUUCAAAACAAAAACUCAUUGGAUGAAAUAA